This is a messenger RNA of Cynoglossus semilaevis (tongue sole), 915 nucleotides long. RefSeq names its product olfactory receptor 51D1-like. Bases 16 to 816 code for a protein of 266 amino acids. Gene Ontology annotation, cellular component: membrane. The transcript has a single exon. Lineage: Eukaryota; Metazoa; Chordata; Actinopteri; Pleuronectiformes; Cynoglossidae. Gene Ontology annotation, molecular function: G protein-coupled receptor activity; odorant binding; olfactory receptor activity. The record is from RefSeq and is a predicted model, not a curated record. Gene Ontology annotation, biological process: G protein-coupled receptor signaling pathway; detection of chemical stimulus involved in sensory perception of smell.
AUCCUCUUCAUCCACAUGGUGAUCAACGACGCCUUGCAGCUGACUGUCACCGUCACACUCUUUGUCCUCAGCUACAUCUUCUACAAAAUCAACGUGUCCUUCUGCUGCUUCUUCAUUCUGGUGGCUGUCUUCACCACCAGGAACACGCCGGUCAAUCUGGCGGGAAUGGCCAUCGAGCGUUACAUUGCCGUGUGCGUGCCGCUGCGCCACGCUCAGAUCUGCACCGUCCGGAGGACGUACCUUCUAAUUGGAAUCAUCUGGUUCUUCUGCGUGGCUCCAGACAUCACCGACUUGUUUGUGACUCUGGCCACCGAGUCCCUCGGCUUCUUCCACGAGUCGGUCUUCUGUCUGAGGCAGAACAUCUUCAGAGACCCCGUGCUGGCCCAAAAGAGACAGGCCUUUGACAUCAUCUACUUCUCCUGCGUCUGUCUCACCCUCAUCUUCACCUACUUCCGAAUUCUGUUUGUUGCCCGGGCCAUCUCCAGUGAGGGGACAUCCGCUCAGACCGCCAGGAACACCAUCCUUCUGCACGGCCUCCAGCUGGCCAUGUGCCUGCUCUCCUACGUCUCGCCCAGCGUGGAGCUGAUUCUUCACCUCAUCUUCCCAGGAUACAUCCUCGAGAUUCGCUUUGCCAACUACCUGAUCGUCUACAUCCUCCCACGCUUUCUCAGCCCCAUUAUCUACGGCGUCCGAGACAGAAAGUUUAGGAGGUACUUCAAAAUGUACCUAUUGAGCCGAGGCUGCGCAGAGAAGUUCCAGAGGGUGGCGCCGCAGCGCAAAGACCUAAUGAGACAUCAGGUUCCACGGAAGACCUGAUGAUGGAGAUCAAAGAAGAUAUCCAGGGAAAUCCAGGGGAGAAGAAGUUGAGUGAAACAGUGGCCCCCUACUGGAUUAUAAUGAAACUGUUUCCACUUC